CAUUGCAAUUAAAUUCGUAAUUUUAAUCACAAAUGUUAAAUAAAUACUGUUCCAAUUUUUUUUAUAAUUGUAUACUACGGUAUAAUUUCCAGAAAUGGAACAAUUAUGCACCGCGUGCCUGUGCACCGGACGGAAAUUGUAUUACAUCGUGCAAACGGGUUUCUAUGAUUUGUAUUCACAAAUUUUGAAUGAAAUAUCCGUAUAUAACACAUCCCAGAUGUGUGUGCGAGUGUGCUGGGAGUGCCGUGCUACACUGCAGCGCUGGCAACGCUUCAAGGAUCUGGUCAAGCGCUCACACACGUCACUCCUUCACAUCCAGGACAACAACCUUGAGACUGUAUCGCAGGCAUCACAGCUUCAAAUCCAGCACAUCACAACCACCAGUUUCCCAUCAAUCAAAGUGAAGACUGAAGUCACAGAUCACCUCAACGUGCAAACCAUAGAUGUGAAUGAAGAAGACCCAGUUGUGGAUACCAAUGGAUAUUUCCAUGCGGAGAGUAUUGAUGUAAAGGUGGAGUCAGAACACUGUGAGCCAGAGACCUUCGUUAAUGACCUCCAUGUUGUAUUUGAGGAUGUUGGAAAAGAAACAGACCUGAAGUUAAAAUCAAAAAGGAAAUUAAAAGAGAAAUCAAUAAACAAAAAGAUUAAGACGAAGAAAAAAAAGAAACUAAAAGUUGAAACAAAGAAGAAUGCGAAUAUUGAAGAAACGGAAUUGAAUUCUGAUGGUAUAAGCGAUAGAGAGGAUUUUAUCCACGAUAAUAAUGAUCUAGAAGAAUCUACAGAUCUUGUAGAAGAGAAGGUAGAAGAGUUUAAGUGCAAAGAAUGUGAUUUGUUAUUUAAUUUAGAAACAGAAUGGAGAUCUCAUAUUGAUACUGUACAUAAACAGACUGAUAGAAUAAAUAAGAGUAAAGUUAAAGUUAAGAGAAAAGGAAGUGAGAAGGAGAAGAAACCCAGCAAGGAAGUGAGUCGGGACGAGAAGCCGCAGUGCGUGGAGUGCGGGAAAAUGUUCAGCUCGAGGAAGACUUACAGAUACCACCUCAACGUACUACACAAAGGACAGAACAGGUAUCCUUGUCCGCAGUGCGGGAAGGUGUACCAGUGGAAGAGCAACCUCGGACGACACAUGCGCAGCCACAAGGCGCGCGAGUCCGGGGAGCUGUACUGCGCCACGUGCGACAAGAGGUUCGCGUCCGUCGCCACGCACCGGCAACAUCUGCGGGUCUCACGCAGACAUGUCGCGGAGGCGGAGUUCAGUUUCGUGUGCGACGACUGCGGCAAGAAGUUCGUGAACAAGACUCGACUCCGGGACCACAUCGACUGGGACCACCUGCACAAGGUCAAGUUCCGCUGCCAACUCUGCAACAAGCCGUUCAAGUGCCACACGUCUCUGUACGUACACGUUCAGAACGUGCAUCGAGAGCGAGGACGAGACAACCUGUGCCACGUGUGCGGGAAGGCAUACCAGAACGCGGCUAAGUUGAAGUAUCACAUCGUGGCCAUGCAUACAUCGGAGACGCCGUACGAGUGCCCGCAGUGCGGCGCCGCCUUCGGCUGGUACUCCAGCCUCUACAGGCAUCUCAGGGAGGUGCACUACAAGAUGAAAGCGCAGCCUAAGAAGUCGAAACGAAUAAAGCGAGAUGACAUUCUACCGGUUCCUAAUCUGCAAGCCUUGCAGCCGGGACCUGCAAGUCCCACCAGAAGUAGACUGUAAAACUUCGUAUGUACCUCAGUCUCACCUAUUUCAGCCAAGCAGCUUGCUUUGUAAGUUGUUUCGGUUGUAGUGCAGAUUAGGAAGUGAUAUUAGACAUCACAAACGUCACAAAUUAUUUUGUGAUGUUGACUGCCUGUGAUCUAGUUGUUUACCACAGCUUGGGUUCGAUUUCUCGCACGGUACAAACAUUUGUAUUCAUGAUUAUGAUUGUUUGUAUCAGUCUGCAUGUUUUCUAUGUAUGUAUUAGUAAAAUAUGGUCGAGCGCAGUGAUGGCUGGCUCAUAGGUCAUACUCGUGAACGAGUGCUGCUUGUAGGGACUGGUCUGUUCUUAUCACUACGACUGAUUUAAUCCUAUUGUGUACUUAAUAUCUGAAGCUGAAUAAAUUGGUGGUUUGUAUUCGCACGUUACGAAUUGGAAAUGUAAAAUUACAAGGAUUAUGUAAAAGAGCAACACGCAAGUUUCUUGCUUGUUCUUCUUGUGAUGAGACAGCUUUCCGAAUGAGCGGUACAUUUAAAAAAAUCUAUGACUAUU
Messenger RNA from Achroia grisella, 2243 nucleotides. Its product is annotated as zinc finger protein 184-like. NCBI's taxonomy places the organism in Eukaryota, Metazoa, Arthropoda, Insecta, Lepidoptera, Pyralidae. Gene Ontology annotation, cellular component: nucleus. Bases 95 to 1711 code for a protein of 538 amino acids. Gene Ontology annotation, biological process: regulation of transcription by RNA polymerase II. The record is from RefSeq and is a predicted model, not a curated record. The transcript is spliced from 11 exons. Gene Ontology annotation, molecular function: DNA-binding transcription activator activity, RNA polymerase II-specific; RNA polymerase II cis-regulatory region sequence-specific DNA binding.